AUGUCAGUAGAACUCAAUGCUCACAAUCUACUAUUCUUAGUUUUACUUGUGAAACAAAAGCAAUUACCGCUAGAAGCAUUAAAUAUUUAUACUUUUAAUUCACAAGCUUGUGAGUCAAUCUUCAGAAAUACCCGUGCAUUAAGUGGAAUUUACUCAACUGUUGUUAAAUUUACUGUACAUGACUUUGUACAAAGAGCGCAGAAAUUAUCGUUGCUUAAUGAUAUUAAGUAUAAACAGUUCCAUGAUCAAUCAGCUAACAAAUUAAUUUUUCCCGUUCAUUAUAAACAUCGUCAUGAUCGACAACCAUUAUCUAAAUCAAUUCAAGAUGAAAUCGAUCAAAUAGAUAUUGAACAACUAAUUGCUGAUGCAUAUGAUGAUGCUGUUACAAUAUAUAAUGACUUAGAAGUAUUGGACAUAUUAGAACAAAAGCAUGUACUUGGUUUAAAUUCAUUAAGUGCUUAUAUAUUUGAAUAUUUAAAUACGAAUUCUCAGAUGUACAAUUUCUCAUCUCAAGUAGAUAUCAUCGAUAGUGAAGAAUAUUGA
This is a messenger RNA of Rotaria sp. Silwood2, 543 nucleotides long. Lineage: Eukaryota; Metazoa; Rotifera; Eurotatoria; Philodinida; Philodinidae. The record is from the annotation of a GenBank genome assembly.